AUGAGUGAACGACACGAAUAUUCAUAUAAAAAUAAAUAUCAAAAAGUGAGAGAAGAUAUUGUAGAGAGGAAGUCGAGAAUACUUUUUGUUCGUAAUAUUUCUUUUAAUGCUAAUGAAGAGAGUAUUAGAAAAUUAUUUGAGAAAUACGGAGAAAUUAAAAAGGUGUUCUGUCAAAUUGAGAAUAGAGGAAUUGCAUUCGUUACUUUUUAUGACAUUCGUGAUGCAAUAAAAGCCCAUGAAGAAUUAAAUAAAAAAGAAAUUGAUGGAAGGCCUAUCAAAAUUCAUUAUUCAUUACCUAAAGACAAUGAAAUUAAUAAAACAGAUAGUCUUGAGAAUCAUGCAAAUUUAUAUGUCAUUCUUCGUGGUUUUCAGAAAAUACCUACUAACGAUGAAAUCUUUCAUUAUUUCGAAAAAUUUGGUGAAGUCUCUGAAAUUAGAGAUUCAGCUGAUAAACCUAAUAUUAAAUUCAUUGAAUAUUAUGAUUCAAGAGCUGCUGUUAAAGCACUUGAAUCUUCUAAUAACGCUCAAUGGAAUGAAGGAACUAUAGAAGUAAAGUACGCAUCAUUUUCUAAAAAAGAUCUUGAACGUAUUGUAGAAACAAAAAACCAAUUAAAAAAAUUAAAACAUGACCACCUCGCAAAAGACAGAAUUAAAGACUACCCAAAAUAUAGAUCACCUGGUUCUUCUCCAAAAACAAUACCACCUUAUUCUAUUUAUCCUUCUACAUAUCAACCUCCUUAUACAUCUACAUAUCCUUCUCAGUACCAAUCUCCUUAUGUUAGUUAUCAAUACCCACCUCAAUACUAUCCACUUUCUGUUCAAAUCCAACCCCCAAACAACCAUUCCUCUCCUUCAGUUCCUCAACUUUAUCCUUCAAUCCCUCCUUAUUAUCAACAACAAAACCCAGCCACACCUAAGGUACUACCUGAAUACUCAAAUUCACAAAAACAACAGUUUGUACAGUCUUCACCUCAACAACCAUCCCCAUCACAAACUCUUCAACAAACUUCUAACUCAUCUGAUGACAGAAAACAGAGUGAGCCAAAUACUCAACCAACAUACAACCCUUAUUUUUCUUCACCACCUGUCCAAACAAAAUCUGAACAAUCGUGGAAAUCGGACACUAAUCCAUAUAAAUGA
This is a messenger RNA of Entamoeba dispar SAW760, 1140 nucleotides long. Its product is annotated as polyadenylate-binding protein, cytoplasmic and nuclear, putative. The record is from RefSeq and is a predicted model, not a curated record. The transcript has 4 exons. Gene Ontology annotation, molecular function: RNA binding. Bases 1 to 1140 code for a protein of 379 amino acids. Lineage: Eukaryota; Evosea; Mastigamoebida; Endamoebidae.